Messenger RNA from Drosophila guanche, 2227 nucleotides. Its product is annotated as protein vreteno-like. The transcript is spliced from 6 exons. Lineage: Eukaryota; Metazoa; Arthropoda; Insecta; Diptera; Drosophilidae. The coding region runs from base 93 to 2210 and encodes 705 amino acids. The record is from RefSeq and is a predicted model, not a curated record.
ACGGUAAAUGUUCGAAUCAAGCGGUUUCGAAUUUAGCGCGUCAGUGCACGCUGUUUACUUUUUUUUUUAAUUGUGAGCAAUUUCCGCGAAACAUGGACAAACUUCUGGAGGAUUGGUCACAGUGGAAUCCCAUGGUCUUGGAUUUUAACAACGAGCACCUUAAUAAUUACGCAGAGGAGUGUGGCCAUAAUGUGGUUGAGAAGGCACGAGUGCCCUUGAAGCCGAGCGACAUGCUUCAGAAAGAGGCGGCCAAAGCAGACGCGGAAUAUCCGUUCUUGGUUCUAAAGAAAAAAGUUAGUUUCGUCACCAAAUGUGCGGUACUAAAUUUCUUUGACCAAAGCCAUGUGCGCAGCAUCGAUAUGCAGGCCAAAUCGGACAUAUUCAAAGUGUUCUUCAAUGACUUGGGUUCCUUGGAGGCUGCACACUCCCAACUGGAAGCAUUUCCACAACUAAUGCAGUUGCAUCGAAGACAAUUUGGCGGUGAGGAGAAGCCCAAGCCCAAGUCCAAGGUAAGCGAUUCAGCCGAUCCAGUUAAACUUCCAGCACUGGUGCCAACUGCUCGUGGAAAUAUUGAUUUGAGCUCGCGCACAAUACAUGUAUCGACCAGCGGAAAUAGGCAUCCGGAGUUCCUGGUUGUGCCAAUCGUGGACGCAACGUCCUAUAAAGGCAGCUCUCAUCUGGCAAUUCGAGAUGCUGAGAAGCGCUUUCUGAGUGUGAAGUUCGAGUAUAAUUUGGAGCGCUACGGUGCCUAUGUACUUGAAAGAGAAUAUGAAGAUGAAUCGUCAACGAAGCCGCUGACGAUGCAGCUACGAUGCGGCAGAAAAUUAUACAUCAGGAGUUCGGACUUGGAUGAUGUGCAAAGGGAUGUGAAUGUGGCGGACGAUGACAGCGAGGAGCUGGAUAUGUCUGGAUACAAGAAAUGCGCAGUCUGCAACGGUUACACAUCCACUGUGUGCAAAAUUUGCGAAAUGCCCUUUUGCGAUGCAUUCUGCUGGAGCAUUGUAUCCAUGCAGCACGAUAAGAAAUGUGGCACGGGUCAGGAAGUGGAUAUAAAUGAUGAAAGUUUUGAAAAAUUGGUACCCAAGUGUGGUUUGCCGCCAAAACGUACCCUGGUGAAGAUUACAGCCUUCGAGCAAUCGAACGUCGUAUAUGUGCGCCCGGCUGAUACCCUUUCUGAUGUGGCCUACAACCAUGUGCUCGCUGAGGUCUGGAAGCAUGGCCAAACUGUUGCCAAGCUUGACCAGCUGCCCGUUUGUGGCCAGAUUGUAAUCUACAAGUUCGGGGAACACGUUGUGCGGGCCAUGGUGCUGAAUGUGGACAAUCCGAGGGAUAUAUGCGUGGUCUCCAUUGAUUACGGAAGCGUUGAAUACACCGAUCCGGGUAACCUGUAUCAGUGCAGCUCCUAUGUGAGCGAUUUGCCGCGCUACGCUACACCUGUGAAGCUUCGCGGUGUGCCCAGGCGCGCCGUAACACCUAAUCUGCGGGAAGUUAUGUACGGAAUGCAAGGCUGUUCGAUGACUUUUCAGCUAAGGUACCACACACGUGAGUACGACAAUGACAACCACAUGCAGAGGGCAGUGCUCAUCUUUCUGGAGAACAAUAGAACGAUAAACAGUCUGCUCAAGCAUGUGAUAACACCCAUCGAGCCCGAUUUGAGUGAUCCCGGACUCACUGAAGAUAUUCUGCCGCAUGUGGCUGCGCCAACGGGGAAGAACACUGAUUUGAUUAUCACUGACAAUUCGUUUCUAAAGUACGGCAUUAUCUAUUGCACACCGACAAUAUUGGCAGUAGAGAUCACGAAAAUGCAACGGGCAUUCCAAGACUAUGGGGAGAAUAUUGCCAAAGCUGACGCCUAUGCCGCUCCGAAAGGGCAAUUGUGCAUUGCCAAGUAUAUGGGGAAAUGGAGUCGCGGCGUUUCCAUGGAGCUUGUGGGCGAUGGCUAUCCCAGCAUCUUGUUUCUGGACUAUGGAAAUAUCGUACCAGUCCAUGUGACUGAUAUCCGUGCAUACCCGCCACAGUUCACAUAUCCUGUAUUGACUACCGAAUAUGUUUUGAUGGGCUUGCCUGAGAACCUCAGCGAUGUGCAGGUGGAACGUCUCGAGAGACGUCUGGCCCUGGGCGCCAUUGUCACCUGCGAUGAAAUCGUGAAGGACGAGAACAACAAAUACUCGCUACUUUUUAAAGAUAUCCAACAACUUGUUCUGCGAUAAAAGUAUAACUCUAUCAU